Molecule: messenger RNA, 1395 nt
Organism: Capsella rubella
Lineage: Eukaryota; Viridiplantae; Streptophyta; Magnoliopsida; Brassicales; Brassicaceae
Product: F-box protein At3g62230
Exons: 1
Coding region: 1-1395 (464 amino acids)
Molecular function (GO): protein binding
Source: RefSeq, a predicted model, not a curated record
AUGGAUUCAAGAAGAAACCAAGACAAAAUAUCCGGUUUACCUGAUUUCAUCCUUGCUUUGAUCAUCUCUACUCUGCCUUUGAAGGAAGCUGUGAAGGCAAGUCUUGUUUCGAAGGGCUUGAACGAUCUUUAUCGUAAACGGUGUGUGAAUAACAUCGUUUUCAACGAGUCCGAGUUCAUGAAAUGUUAUGCUCCAAACGAUGAAAAAACCAAAAGGGUUACUAGGGUUUCUUUCGUUUACUUUAUGCUUGGAUGGUUUUCGAGACUUUCGGAUAAAGCCAUCGAAAGUUUCGAACUUUAUAUAUCCAAACCGGUGGGUUUCGAAACACAAAUCAACUCGCUCAUGGAAUUUGCAGUUUUCAAACAAGUCAAGAAUCUAAUUCUUGAUUUCUCAGAUCCUUCUUGGACUACCAAUAAUGAAGCAAGGGUGGUUCAAUUGCCUGAAUGUUUUUACAAUCUAAUAAACCUAGAGUCGCUUAAACUAUUGGCUUGCGGGUUUGAUCCAUCGAGGCUCAGGAGACCGGGUUCGCUAAAAGUUCUCUCUUUUGGUUGGAUCCAACUCAGACAAAUCAUGUCUUUGUUAUCAAGAUCUCCUAUGCUCGAGAGUCUAAGCAUUCAGAACUGCUGGGACGUCGGUCUAGAAGCGAUAACCGGGUAUAACAGCCGGUUAAGAGAAUUGGUAUUCGAGAAUUGCGGUUUCUCUGUGGCUUCUUCAACACUCGACUUGCCCAAUAUUCUGAUCUUCAAGUACUCUGGAAAAGUUCAUUUCUUUGAGUUCUUGAGAGUGAAUAGGGAAAUGAAAGAAGCAUAUUUGGAUUUUGGAGCAGAGACAGCAUACAAUGAAGAGACAGGAACACAACUCUCUGGUCUCCUUUAUGAUCUAUCAUCCGCUACAACAUUAACGGUCUGUCCUUUUCUCAUUCAGUUGGUUCAAUUUGGAAAAGAUCCGGUUCGACUAGGAGAACCAAUGGAAACUCGACAUUUGGUACUAAACACAAAUAUGCAUCCGAAUGAGUUCAUUGGAAUAAGACUCUUGAUCAAAAGCUGUCGGGAGUUGGAAACUCUCACGUUCCAAAUAGUUGCUCCUAGGCCUGUUCCAAUGAUAACUCCACCAGUGUUCGAUCCAGAUACAUAUUGGAAGUUCAGAAACAGCCAUGCGUGUUUGAAGGAGACGUUGAAGGUCGUGAAGGUGAGGGAUUUCACUGGUGGCAUGUACGAGUUACUUAUGUUGCAGUUCUUGUUUCGGUGUGGUCUUGUGUUGGAAAGGGUUGAACUUUAUUUGCCUAAGGGAUUGGGAGGAAUUGAAAAGCGUUUGGCACUUGCUGCAGCUCAAGAGGUUGGGAUGACGUUCAAGGCUGCUUCGGUGCAUUUGAGGAUUUUUCUCCGUAACGUUUGA